UUUUGUUUUACACGAAAGAAAAAGGAAAAAAUGAGAAGACAAAUAAACUUAAGAUGAUAAAAAAAGAAAGUAUAGGGAGGAGAAAUGAAAAAAGGAGAAUGGCAAAGUUCUCUGUAGGGAUCGAAGAAGAUGGUGAAGGGCCAAGCAACCGAGUCCCUAAGCGUCAAAGGGUCGUUCUCGUUUCCGAUUUAGUCUGCCCUGUUCAGGAAGACGCAGAGCAAGAGGAAGAAAGAGAAGAAGAAGAAGAAGACGAAGGGGAAGAGGAAGAAGAGGAGGAGGAAGAAGAAGAAGACGAAUACUACGACGAAGAAGAGGAAAGUGGGGCUGAGCAAGGAGCCAUGAGCCUUGAGACUAAUAGAGAUGGGUCUAUUUCUAUUACCCUAACUGACCCUGAAGUUCUUGAUUGCUCUAUCUGCUAUGACGCCUUGACGAUUCCAGUUUUUCAGUGUGAGAAUGGGCAUAUAGCUUGCUCGAUCUGUUGUGUCAAAAUUAGGAAUAAAUGUCCAUCCUGCGCUACCCCUAUUGGUUAUAGUCGCUGCAGGGCCAUUGAGAAGGUUCUGGAAUCAGUCAAAGUGUCAUGCCAAAACACAAAGUAUGGAUGCAGAGAAGCAUUCAGGUAUAGUAUAAAGCAGAAACAUGAGAAGAUGUGUCCUUAUGCACCAUGUUCAUGCCCCCUUGCUGAUUGCAACUUUGAGGGUUCAUCAAAAGAGUUAUAUGAACACUUCAGGGAUAAACACAAGUAUUCUGCAACACGUUUUCAGUAUGAUCGCACAAUACCCAUUACCUUAGGAAUUGAUGAAAAGUUCUGUAUUCUUCAAGAGGAGCAAGACGGCUCUUUAUUUAUUCUCAACAAUAAGGUUGAAACUUUGGGAAAUGUAGUCACUUUGAGUCGAAUUGGGCCCUUGGAAGAGAGAGGUUUCUUCUAUGAUCUUGUGGCGAAAGCUCUGACAGAGGCAAGUACUGUUAGAUUACAAUCCUUCACGAAGAGCACUCCAAAACAGGUCGAUAACCCACCUUCAUUGGGGUUUCUCCUGGUUCCGAGUCAGUUCUCCUGCAAUUCUAGGAAGCUCAAGAUGGAUCUCUGUCUGCGGCGUCACGGUGAAUUUCCCUUUAUCUUCCAAAGACCCUGUGGUGUAUAAGUCAUGUAAAUUUUGGUGCAGAAACUGAUGACUGGAAUAUAUAUAUAUAUAUAUAUAUAUAUAUAUAUAUAUAUUGUAUCAGGCUUUGAUACGCUUUCUACUAUAAUUUUUGAAACCCUCUGAAAUUAUUUUA
Molecule: messenger RNA, 1272 nt
Organism: Theobroma umbraticum
Lineage: Eukaryota; Viridiplantae; Streptophyta; Magnoliopsida; Malvales; Malvaceae
Product: putative E3 ubiquitin-protein ligase SINA-like 6
Molecular function (GO): zinc ion binding
Source: RefSeq, a predicted model, not a curated record